CGCGUUACCGAAAGUAAAUGGAUUGACUAAAGCUUCUGCUACUCGUUAUUCAUCAGCAUACAUCCACUAAGCACAAGAGACAGCAGUACGACACGCUUUUAAGUUUUUUUCUUAGUCAUAAACUGCACAUGAUGCAGCACUUAGCUAAUUUAAAUAUUUAAUGUUAGCUAUAAAAGCGACAUGACACAUAGACGUGAUCAAACAGCCUUAAUAUUAAGUCGUGCUCUUUGAAUUGGUUUCAUUGAGUGUUUAAAACAUCUUGUACUGUAAGUUACACGUGCAGAUUCAAAGUAUAGCGUUUGGCAAAGUGUAAAUAUACUGUAAAUUUAUAAUGACAACACGGAAGAGAAAUAAACCAUCAUUACCUGAGUCAGAUUCUGAUGAGACUGAAUGUGAAGCUGCCAAGAGACUCGUGCAGUGUCGGUCUGACAUGAACACUGUGGGUCAUAAUGAUCAUCUUCUUCAUCAUCACCUCAGCCCUUAUUUCUCGAUGAGAGACUCUGUCAGACUGACGUACAGCUUCUUCAAUCAGCCCUGCGUCGAGCUGGCCAAGGAUUUUCUCGGCAAGGUGUUGGUGAGGAAACUAGCUGAUGGCACUGAGCUCAGAGGAAAGAUUGUGGAAACCGAAGCAUAUUUGGGUGGCGAAGAUAAGGCAUCCCACUCAGCAGGAGGAAAACGCACAGAGAGGAACACAGCAAUGUUCAUGAAACCUGGCACCAUCUAUGUCUAUCCCAUCUAUGGUAUCUACCUCUGCAUGAACGUCUCCAGCCAAGGGGAAGGGGCGGCUGUGCUUCUUCGCUCGCUGGAGCCUCUGAGUGGUCAGGAUGUCAUGAGGGGCCUGCGAGCAGCCAAACGCAAGCCUGGAGCCAAAAGCCUUAAGGACAGAGAGCUCUGCAAUGGCCCGUCCAAGUUAUGCCAAGCUCUGGAUAUACAGCGCUGCUUCGACCGCAGGGAUCUGGCAACCGAUGCCGAGGUGUGGCUGGAGAUGGACCCAGAAAAAGAGACCAUCGUUGGCGCUGGAGAAGUGGUGAUGGCGCCACGGAUUGGAGUUGAGUCUCAUGGAGAAUGGGCAACCAAACUGCUGCGCUUCUACCUGAGGGGACACCCGUGUGUGAGUGUGUUGAACAAAGAUGCAGAGCGGCGGAUGGACUCGCAAUCUGACACAGAUCGGACAGUUUGCUGACAGGUCAUCCUGGUGUUUGUUUGUUCUUAAGUUAAGCUUUUAACUCACUAUUGUGUCAAUCCAAACCCGUAAAACACAAAAUGAGAAGUUUAGAAGAAUGUCUAAGCUGCUCUUUUCUGUUUAAGUCUUUAAUAUUCAAUCAAAAUUUUGAGGUCUGUAUGUGUUUCCUUGGUUGAAAUCAGAAGGGUGUAAUAACAUUUAAUGAUAUAAAAAAAUUUUUUGGGAGAAACGAAAGUAUCAAAAAGUAAAUAAAAUAAUAAAUACAUGAAAUUAUUGUGUUUAAAACGCAAGCCUGGAGCCAAAAGCCUUAAGGACAGAAGGCUUUGCGUUGGCCCGUCGAAGUUAUGCCAAGCUCUGGAUAUACAGCACUGCUUCAACCGCAGGGAUCUGGCAACUGAUGCCGAGGUGUGGCUGGAGAUGGACCCAGAAAAAGAGACCAUCGUUGGCGCUGGAGAAGUGGUGAUGGCGCCACGGAUUGGAGUUGAGGCUCAUGGAGAAUGGGCAACCAAACCACUGCGCUUCUACCUGAAAGGACACCCGUGUGUGUGAGUGUGUUGAACAAAGAUGCAGAUGGACUCGCAAUCUGACACAGAUCGGACAGUUUGCUAAAAGGUCUUCCUGAUGUUUAUUUGUUCUUAAAUUAAGCUUUUAACUCACUAUUGUGUCAUUCCAAACCCGUAGAACACAAAAUCAGACGUUUAGAAGAA
Danio aesculapii is the source of this 1890-nucleotide messenger RNA. It is a transcript of the gene mpg, whose product is annotated as N-methylpurine DNA glycosylase. Gene Ontology annotation, biological process: base-excision repair. The record is from RefSeq and is a predicted model, not a curated record. The transcript is spliced from 3 exons. Gene Ontology annotation, molecular function: alkylbase DNA N-glycosylase activity; DNA binding. The coding region runs from base 332 to 1183 and encodes 283 amino acids. Lineage: Eukaryota; Metazoa; Chordata; Actinopteri; Cypriniformes; Danionidae.